Notechis scutatus (mainland tiger snake) is the source of this 525-nucleotide messenger RNA. NCBI's taxonomy places the organism in Eukaryota, Metazoa, Chordata, Lepidosauria, Squamata, Elapidae. The record is from RefSeq and is a predicted model, not a curated record.
UGUAAGUCGCUUCAAGUCGAGGUGGAGCCGAUGUCCGCCGACGAGGGUUAACAGGCGAUUUCGGAGCGCGGGAAGCGAGUCCCUCAUCAUCAUCACCACCAUCAUCGCCAUCACCUCAGAAUCGUCGGGUUGCCUUCAGUCUAGAACGCCCCUCGGUAUUGUGACAGGGACAGUUCCCCCGCGGGGAAUAUGGCGAGUGUCAGAAAUGGAAUCGCAGGCAGAGGUGGCGGCGGCGGCGGCGGCGAGGAGGAAAAUUUUGAAGAUGCCUUUGAACACAUCCCAGUGGCUGCAAAAAUGGAUCUUAAAUGUGCUUUGGAAGAGUGUUCAAUGGCAUUAAAUUUAUUUCUUAACAAUAAAUUUUCAGAAGCACUGGAAUUACUUCGUCCAUGGUCUAAAGAUAGCAUGUACCAUGCCCUAGGUUAUAGCGCUAUAUUAGUUAUUCAAGCAGCAAUGACAUUUGAACAACAGGAUAUCCAAAUGGGACUGUGUACAAUGAAAGAAGCUUUACAAACUUGUCAAAAGUAA